AUGUCUGAAGCUGAAUCACUAGAUAGAAUUGACCCUAGCAAAUUUUUGGGUGGUAUCAUUGGAUCUUCUGUGAAGGUGAAACUACAUAACGGAGUUGAGUACCAAGGUGAUUUACAGACCAUUGAUGGAUACAUGAAUGUGGCAUUAGAAAACGGAAAAGAGGUGAUUGAUAACAAAGUGACAAAGCAUUACGGAGAUGUAUUUCUCCGAGGUAACAAUGUUUUGUACAUCAGUGAGAAUUGA
This is a messenger RNA of Lodderomyces elongisporus, 243 nucleotides long. It is a transcript of the gene LSM6, whose product is annotated as U4/U6-U5 snRNP complex subunit. Gene Ontology annotation, biological process: mRNA splicing, via spliceosome; maturation of SSU-rRNA. Gene Ontology annotation, cellular component: U4/U6 x U5 tri-snRNP complex; nucleolus; P-body. NCBI's taxonomy places the organism in Eukaryota, Fungi, Ascomycota, Pichiomycetes, Serinales, Debaryomycetaceae. The record is from RefSeq and is a predicted model, not a curated record. Bases 1 to 243 code for a protein of 80 amino acids. The transcript has 2 exons. Gene Ontology annotation, molecular function: RNA binding.